CGCACGGAGCGAGGGACGGAGCUGCCCAGCGCCCAGCGGCCCGCAGGGACGGGGCAGGGGGCUCCCCCAGGCCAGGCACCGCGGUGGGGGGCGCAGGGGCUGAGGGGGGCACGGCUCAGCCCGCAGCCCGCCCCACCCUGCCCGCUGCCCCCAUGCUGGAUCACCGAGCCAGGAUGGAGAGCAGCAGGAAGGAGAAGGUGGAGCAGAUCCUGUCAGAGUUUCGGCUGAAGGAGGAGGACCUGAAGAAGGUGAUGUACCGGAUGCAGAAGGAGAUGGACCGAGGGCUCAAGCUGGAGACACACGAGGAAGCCUCUGUCAAAAUGCUGCCCACCUAUGUCCGCUCCACCCCCGAGGGCUCAGAGGUGGGAGAUUUCCUGUCGCUGGACCUGGGCGGCACCAAUUUCCGUGUGAUGCUGGUGAAGGUGGGCGAGGGGGAGGAGGGGCAAUGGAAGGUGAAGACGAAGCACCAGAUGUAUUCCAUCCCAGAGGACGCCAUGACUGGGACGGCCGAGAUGCUCUUUGACUACAUCUCCGAGUGCAUCUCUGAUUUCCUGGACAAGCACCAGAUGAAGCACAAAAAGCUGCCCCUGGGUUUCACCUUCUCCUUCCCCGUGCGGCAUGAGGACAUUGACAAGGGCAUCCUCCUGAACUGGACCAAGGGCUUCAAAGCUUCCGGCGCAGAAGGGAACAACGUGGUGGGGCUGCUGAGGGACGCCAUCAAACGGCGAGGGGACUUCGAGAUGGACGUGGUGGCGAUGGUGAACGACACGGUGGCCACGAUGAUCUCCUGCUACUACGAAGAUCACCGGUGCGAGGUUGGGAUGAUUGUGGGGACGGGCUGUAACGCCUGCUACAUGGAGGAGAUGCACAACGUGGAGCUGGUCGAGGGCGACGAGGGGCGAAUGUGCGUGAACACGGAGUGGGGGGCCUUCGGCGCCUCGGGGGAGCUGGACGAGUUCCUCCUGGAGUACGACCGCGUGGUGGACGAGACCUCACUUAACCCCGGUCAGCAACUGUACGAGAAGAUCAUCGGGGGCAAGUACAUGGGGGAGAUUGUGCGGCUGGUGCUGCUGAAGCUGGUGGAUGAGAACCUGCUCUUCAACGGGGAGGCCUCUGAGAAGCUCAAGACCCGCGGGACCUUUGAGACCCGCUUCAUGUCGCAGAUCGAGAGUGACUCCGAUGACCGCAAGCAGAUCUACAACAUCCUGUCGGGCUUCGAGCUGCUGCCGUCGCGGACGGACUGCGAGAUCGUGCGCCGGGUGUGCGAGAGCGUGUCCACGCGCGCCGCCCAGAUGUGCUCGGCGGGGCUGGCGGGCGUCAUCAACCGCAUGCGCGAGAGCCGCAGCCAGGACACCCUCAAGAUCACCGUCGGCGUCGACGGCUCCGUCUACAAGCUCCAUCCCAGCUUCAAGGACCACUUCCACGCCACAGUGCGGCAGCUGACACCCGGCUGCGACAUCACUUUCAUCCAGUCCGAGGAGGGCAGCGGGCGUGGGGCCGCCCUCAUCUCGGCCGUGGCCUGCAAGAUGGCCUGUAUGAUGGGGCAGUGAGCUGGACUCGGGGGCGGCGGGGGGCCGGUGGUCCCGCUCGGAGCGCUGUGGGAGCAGACACAAAUGCAGAAAAGAGGCGGCUCCAGCCCCCCAAUAAACGGGGUAUGUGUGGA
Molecule: messenger RNA, 1663 nt
Organism: Myiozetetes cayanensis
Lineage: Eukaryota; Metazoa; Chordata; Aves; Passeriformes; Tyrannidae
Gene: GCK
Product: glucokinase
Exons: 10
Coding region: 153-1550 (465 amino acids)
Biological process (GO): intracellular glucose homeostasis; glycolytic process; glucose 6-phosphate metabolic process
Cellular component (GO): mitochondrion; cytosol
Molecular function (GO): glucokinase activity; D-glucose binding; ATP binding
Source: RefSeq, a predicted model, not a curated record